AUGGGAGAAAGGCUGGGGGUUCACCCGCUGAGCUGUCACGGGUGGGUCCUGGGAGAACAUGGCGACUCCAGUGUGCCUGUGUGGAGUGGUGUGAACGUUGCCGGUGUCUCCCUGAAGUCUCUGAACCCAGAACUGGGCACUGAUACAGAUAAGGAGCAGUGGAAGGAUGUUCACAAGCAGGUGGUUGACAGUGCCUAUGAGGUGAGCAAGCUGAAAGGUUACACAUCCUGGGCCACUGGCCUCUCUGUGGCCAACUUGGCUGAGAGCAUAAUGAAGAACCUGAGGUGGGUGCAUCCCAUCUCCACCAUGAUUAAGGGUCUCUAUGGGAUCAAUGAUGAUGUCUUCCUCAGUCUGCGCAGGAGUGACGGGGCGCAGGCGAGUGGGAGGGAGUGUUUUGGUUCUCGCCGCUGGCCGUCCUUCCCAGACCUGGCGUUUGGCUGGGAUCACUCGCUGCCCAAAAGGAAAAGACUCCCCCCAGUGAAGAGAUCCCUAGUGUACUACCUGAAGAACCGUGAAGUCAGGCUACAGAAUGAAACCAACUACUCUCGCGUGUUACAUGGUUAUGCAGCACAACAACUUCCCAGUCUCCUAAAGGAGAGAGAGUUUCCUGGGACCCUUAAUAAAGUGUUUGCUUCUCAGUGGUUGAAUCAUAGGCAAGUGGUGUGUGGCACAAAAUGCAACACGCUCUUUGUCGUGGAUGUCCAGAUAGGCCAGAUCACCAAGAUUCCUAUUCUGAAAGACCGGGAACCUGGAGGUGUGACUCAGCAACAGGGCUGUGGUAUCCAUGCAAUUGAACUGAAUCCUUCUAGAACACUCCUAGCCACUGGAGGAGACAACCCAAACAGUCUUGCCAUCUAUCACCUGUCUACGUUAGAUCCUGUGUGUGUGGGUGAUGAUGGACACAAGGAUUGGAUCUUUUCUAUUGCAUGGAUCAACGAUACUAUGGCAGUGUCUGGCUCAUGGGAUGGGUCUAUGGGACUCUGGGAGGUGACAGAUGAUGUGUUGACCAAAAGUGAUGCAAGACAUAACAUGUCACCAGUCCCUGUGUAUGCUCACAUCACUCACAAGGCCUUAAAGGAUAUCCCCAAGGAGGAUACAAACCCGGACAACUGCAAGGUGCGGGCUUUAGCCUUCAACAACAAGAACAAGGAGUUGGGAGCAGUAUCGCUAGAUGGCUACUUUCAUCUCUGGAAGGCUGAAAAUACAUUGUCUAAGCUCCUUUCCACCAAAUUGCCAUAUUGUCGAGAGAAUGUGUGUCUGGCCUAUGGUAGUGAAUGGUCAGUGUAUGCAGUGGGCUCUCAAGCACAUGUUUCCUUCUUGGAUCCACAGCAGCCAUCGUACAACGUCAAGUCUGUCUGCUCCUGGGAGCGAGGCAGUGGGAUUCGAUCAGUGAGCUUCUAUGAGCACAUCAUCACUGUGGGCACAGGGCAGGGCUCCCUGCUGUUCUAUGACAUCCGAGCUCAGAGGUUUUUGGAAGAGAGGUUCUCAGCUUGUUAUGGAUCCAAGCCCAGACUCGCAGGGGAGAAUCUGAAACUAACUACUGGCAAGGGCUGGCUGAAUCAUGAUGAAACCUGGAGGAAUUACUUUUCAGACAUUGAUUUCUUCCCCAAUGCUGUUUACACCCACUGCUACGACUCGUCCGGAACGAAGCUCUUUGUGGCAGGGGGCCCCCUCCCUUCUGGGCUCCAUGGGAACUAUGCUGGACUGUGGAGCUAAUGACAGCUAACUUUCUCCCGAAAUGCAGAUUCACACUAACUUCCACCC
Mastomys coucha (southern multimammate mouse) is the source of this 1764-nucleotide messenger RNA. Its product is annotated as DDB1- and CUL4-associated factor 12-like. NCBI's taxonomy places the organism in Eukaryota, Metazoa, Chordata, Mammalia, Rodentia, Muridae. The record is from RefSeq and is a predicted model, not a curated record. Gene Ontology annotation, cellular component: Cul4-RING E3 ubiquitin ligase complex. Gene Ontology annotation, molecular function: protein binding; L-lactate dehydrogenase (NAD+) activity.